Messenger RNA from Brienomyrus brachyistius, 1721 nucleotides. It is a transcript of the gene ldhba, whose product is annotated as lactate dehydrogenase Ba. The transcript has 8 exons. NCBI's taxonomy places the organism in Eukaryota, Metazoa, Chordata, Actinopteri, Osteoglossiformes, Mormyridae. The record is from RefSeq and is a predicted model, not a curated record. Gene Ontology annotation, molecular function: L-lactate dehydrogenase (NAD+) activity. Gene Ontology annotation, biological process: carboxylic acid metabolic process. Bases 286 to 1290 code for a protein of 334 amino acids. Gene Ontology annotation, cellular component: cytoplasm.
GGAAGGGGCCGCUGUCUGUGAAGGAACUUGGAGGCGAAGCACACCUCUUUCAGUCAGCACUGUAGAUUGGUUUGUGAGUUUAGGGCCGACCCCGGUGGAAACGGCUUAAUAAUCCCACCCAACCCCGGCUGAAUCCUCCAGCUGCUGGAAGCCGUCGCUCGCUCCUUCGGUCAUUGGCUGCCCGGCUCGCCGCAUCCUGCCCGUGGAAUAAGCCGCUUUCUGCCGUCUCCACCGGACGCAAGGGAAUAAGUCUACAGUCAGCCUUCCUCCGGCAAAACCUGGAUCAUGGCCUCAGUUCUGCAGAAGCUCAUCACACCCCUGGCCAGCGGCCCCGCUGAGCCCCCCAGGAACAAGGUGACGGUGGUGGGGGUGGGCCAGGUUGGCAUGGCCUGCGCCGUUAGCAUCUUGCUGCGGGAACUGUGCGAUGAGAUGGCCCUGGUGGACGUGAUCGAGGACAAGCUGAAGGGUGAGAUGAUGGACUUGCUCCAUGGAAGCCUCUUCCUGAAGACCCCCAAGAUCAUCGCUGAUAAGGACUACUCUGUGACUGCCAACUCGCGCGUUGUGGUGGUAACGGCUGGCGUGCGGCAGCAGGAGGGGGAGAGCCGUUUGAACCUGGUCCAACGUAACGUCAACAUCUUCAAGCACAUCAUCCCCCAGAUCGUCAAGUACAGCCCCAACUGCAUCCUCAUCGUGGUGUCCAACCCAGUGGACAUCCUGACCUACGUGACCUGGAAGCUGAGCGGCCUGCCCAAACACCGCGUCAUCGGCAGUGGCACUAAUCUGGACUCUGCCCGCUUCCGCUAUCUGAUGGCUGACAAGCUGGGCAUCCAUGCCAGCAGCUUCAACGGCUGGAUCCUGGGGGAGCAUGGCGACUCCAGCGUGCCUGUGUGGAGUGGUGCCAACGUGGCUGGGGUGAACCUGCAGAAGCUGAACCCUGAUAUCGGCACGGACGUUGACAAGGAGAACUGGAAGGACACACACAAGGCUGUAGUGGACAGUGCAUAUGAGGUCAUCAAGCUGAAGGGAUACACCAACUGGGCCAUCGGCUUGAGUGUGGCCGACCUGACCGAGAGCCUGGUCAGGAACAUGAACCGCAUCCACCCAGUGUCCACCAUGGUCAAGGGUAUGUACGGCAUCGAGGGAGAGGUGUACCUCAGCCUGCCCUGCGUGCUGAACAGCGGGGGCGUCAGCAGCGUCGUCAACAUGACCCUGACGGACGAGGAGGUGGAGCAGCUGCGGAAGAGCGGAGACACUCUCUGGGGCAUCCAGAAGGACCUGAAGGACCUGUGAGGUGUGAGGUGGCACGCUCACGUUGAGGCGCUACUCUGCUCCAGCCCCCCCGUUCGUGUAAUGCUUCUCCAGGUCUCGUUCAGGAAUAUAGGUACUAUUAGCUUUUCAGAGGUUUUGCUGGUCACAUGUUUGUAUUCGUGUUCCGUGUGAGGGCUCCGCAUGCAGCCAGUCUAUCACGUCCCUUAACUGAAGCGUAAUUAGCCAUCUUGAUCAGUGGUUGCCGUUUUGGAGAUUAUUGGCAGUGUUUCAGGCUUGGCCUCACCUGUUGGGAGUCCCCUUCUGCAGGGAUUAAGUGGAUCAUUCUCUGGAUCAGAGGUUGUGGGUAAUCAAGAGUGCCGACCAGAUUAAAAGCUCUGCAAUAACGCUUCCUAAACCUAUUGUAACUUGUACUUGUGGUGAUAACACUGAUAAUAAAAUAAUGCUGAACUGCA